Messenger RNA from Anopheles cruzii, 1833 nucleotides. Its product is annotated as brain-specific homeobox protein-like. The record is from RefSeq and is a predicted model, not a curated record. The transcript has 5 exons. Gene Ontology annotation, biological process: regulation of DNA-templated transcription. Gene Ontology annotation, molecular function: DNA binding; DNA-binding transcription factor activity, RNA polymerase II-specific. The coding region runs from base 1 to 1833 and encodes 610 amino acids. Lineage: Eukaryota; Metazoa; Arthropoda; Insecta; Diptera; Culicidae.
AUGUGUACCACCGACCAGCGGAUGGCCCAGCUGCCCCACGUGGUGCCUGGUGGCCGCUGCAAGUCGCCCUCGACCGCCAUCACCGUCAAGACGCCGUUCUCGAUCGAGGACAUUCUGUUCCAGAACGGUCCGCCAAGCCCACAGCAGCACCACGCCGGUGGGAGGACUUCGCCGCGGCCACCGGCCACCGGUUCUCCGCUGUCCGACGAUGCGCCGCCACGGACCGGAAUGUCCUCCCGGGUCACCAAACCCGUGCCAAACUCACCGUCACCCUCGGGUUCAUCGUCACCGUCCUCAUCUUCGUCGGUGACCGUGAAUCGUGAUCGGGUUAGUGAGCGAGUGACACACAUUAAUCGCGUCAAACACGGUGCCAACGGUUGUGUACCCGGUAGCGGCAAUGGCGGAAGUAACCACAACGGUGGUAGUAAACAUUGUGAAGCGCCCGGUGGUGCCGGCGGAGGAUUAAGUCGCGCCGAGGAGGAUUAUCGGAAAGUGCUGCAAUCGGAAAGGUACGGUAAAGUUGGUGGCAUAAACGGUGGUUCCCAUCCGGGCGUGCACCAUCCGGUUCCGGCGGGUCCGGCGGCACCACCACAACAACCGCCGCUCCCGGGAGGACCUCCGGGAGCUGGCAGCCCGCCCGGUCCGGUUCAGUUCACCAGCGGGCCGUCGGCCGGGUCCGUCCUGUACGCUACGAAUCCGUACAACGAUCCCGCCUAUCUGCAGAUGGCCCUCGGCGCCUACCUGGCCCCCUCGUCCACCGGCUACAAAACCGUCGACCCGUACUUCCUCUCGCAAGGAAUUUUCGCCAGCUCGUCCCUGUUUCCCGGUGCCGGCUGUCCGGAUAUUGCCCUCGGCCUGGGGAUGGGCAUGAGCGCCCUGCGGCACUGCCGACGCCGGAAAGCUCGCACGGUGUUCAGUGACCCCCAGCUGACCGGGUUGGAGAAACGUUUCGAAGCUCAACGCUACUUAUCGACACCGGAGCGUGUCGAGCUGGCGACGGGCCUCGGGCUCAGCGAGACCCAGGUCAAGACGUGGUUCCAGAACCGCCGCAUGAAGCACAAGAAGCAGCUUCGCCGACGUGACGUCAACGCCACCAGCGCCGAAACGGGCACCUCCACGAGCGGAGGAGGAACUGCGGCCACUGGAGCCGCCGGAACCAACACCAACAACACAUCGGCAAACUCUUCCACUUCCGGCCGACUGCACGGAACCGUGCCCUGUCCGGGCUCAUCCUGUUCCACCUCUUCGACGUCCUCGACAACGACUUCUUCCAUUUCCGCGGCUUCGGCGGCCGUGGCAGCCUCCGCGGAGAAGAACGGUUUCGCGCUGUACAACGGUGGUGCUGGUGGCGGUGGCAAGUCAGCGGCUUCCCUCGCAGGUGGCGGCCCAAAGCCAUCCCCAUCCGUCGGAAGUGGUGGUGUGUCGCUAAAAUCUCUCACGAACAGCGACGGACGACCAUUGCACUCAUCGUUUAGCCUCGUGAAGCGGGCCGCAGCGGUGGCCGCGGUGGCCGCCAUGACCAACGGCGGUGCCCCACCGCACCUACCACCGCCGUCACCGCAGGGAGGGCCACCCACGGGACCUCAUCACCCGUUCGCCACGCACCAUCCGCACGGCUCCCAAAUGCACCACCACCAUCCGGCCCCGUACCACUCGAUGCAUCACCACCUGGCCCAUCAGUUGGCAUCACCGGCGCUGCGGAUGGGUGGCCAACCGGAAGGCUCUUCGCUCAGCGAUGCAGAUGACGAGGACGACGAGGAUUUGCUGAACGAUAGCGAGUCCGACUGCAGCGACGUCGAUAUCGUCGGUGACGAUCAGGGCUACCUGACGUAG